CUUGUUUAAAAGAGUCAAAACCAAUCACAGUCAAACACUCGUACACAAAACACAAACACAUACACUCGAUCCAUCCCCCCUUCACACCAACCAUGUCUUCCCUAUCCCUCCUCUCCCGUCCGCCCUUCUCCUCCACCCUCCUCCGCCACCACCACCACCGCAACCCCACCACCACCACCCCUCGCUUCCUCACCAUCAAAGCCUUCUCUGCCCAAACCCCAAUCCAACCCCUCACCCAAGACGAUUUAAAAAAACUCGCAGCCGACAAGGCCGUAGAAUACGUCAAAUCCGGCAUGGUCCUCGGUCUUGGCACCGGCUCCACCGCCGCCUUUGUCGUCGCCAAAAUCGGUGAGCUUUACGCCUCAGGCGAACUCAAAGACAUUGUAGGCGUACCCACUUCAAAAAGAACCCAAGAACAAGCCGCAUCCCUCGGCAUCCCCUUAUCCGUCCUCGACGAUCACCCGAAGCUCGACCUCGCUAUCGAUGGAGCCGACGAAGUUGACCCGGAUUUGAAUUUGGUCAAGGGCAGAGGUGGCGCUCUGCUCCGGGAGAAGAUGGUGGAGGCUGCGUCCGAUAAGUUCGUUGUGGUUGUCGAUGAUUCGAAGCUUGUUUCGGGCUUGGGUGGAAGCGGAUUGGCAAUGCCGGUUGAGGUUGUGCAGUUUUGUUGGAAGUAUAAUUUGAUCAGGCUGCAAGAGUUGUUUAAGCAAGAAGGGUGUGAUGCUAAGUUGAGGUUGGAUGAUAAUGGGAAGCCUUAUGUUACUGAUAAUAUGAAUUAUAUUGUGGAUUUGUAUUUCAAGACUCCGAUUAAGGACGCUUGGGCUGCGGGUAAAGAGAUUUCCGCGUUUGAAGGAGUGGUGGAACAUGGGUUGUUUUUGGAUAUGACCACCGCAUGUAUCAUUGCCGGAAAAGAUGGAGUUAGUGUCAAGAGCAAGUAAGAGAUUUGUAUGUUUAAAACUUCAAAUAACCCAUGAUGUAACUUGAUAUCAUGAUUCAUGAAACAAUGUAUGAUGAUUACAGAUUGAAAUGUUUGUUUGUUUGAUUCGGUUUUAGUUUUCGGAAACAGCUUCUUUGUUUUCGAUCAGUUUGAUGAAGUUUGCAACGAUUGUUUUUC
This is a messenger RNA of Helianthus annuus (common sunflower), 1111 nucleotides long. Its product is annotated as probable ribose-5-phosphate isomerase 3, chloroplastic. The transcript has a single exon. The coding region runs from base 93 to 935 and encodes 280 amino acids. NCBI's taxonomy places the organism in Eukaryota, Viridiplantae, Streptophyta, Magnoliopsida, Asterales, Asteraceae. The record is from RefSeq and is a predicted model, not a curated record. Gene Ontology annotation, molecular function: ribose-5-phosphate isomerase activity. Gene Ontology annotation, biological process: pentose-phosphate shunt, non-oxidative branch.